CUGCUGACCAGCCUGCGCACCCUCUGACUCGGGAGCGCGCUCAGCAUGCUGUCCGCCGGGACAUACUGCGCGCUUUUCCACGCGCUCUCAAGUGUCCUGUCGGACCCGGGGACCACAAACCGAGUGGUUCUGUUGGACACGACGGCAGUGCUUGGAGAACUGGACUGGAAGACCUAUCCUGUCAAUGGGUGGGAUGCCAUCACAGAGAUGGAUGAGCAGAACCGACCCAUUCACACCUUCCAGGUGUGCCAUGUAAUGGAGCCAAACCAGAACAACUGGCUACAGUCUGGAUGGAUCCCCCGGCAGGCUGCACAAAGGGUGUAUGUGGAGCUGCGUUUCACUCUGAGAGACUGUAACUCUAUUCCUUGGGUGUCUGGGACUUGUAAGGAAACCUUCAAUCUCUUUUACCUGCAGACAAAUGAACCACUUCCUGCAGGGGCACGGUUUCAUCCCACUGACUAUGCCAAGGUGGACACGAUCGCAGCAGAUGAGAGCUUUACACAGACGGACCUUGGAGAUCGGGUUCUUCGCCUCAACACAGAGAUCAGAGAAGUUGGGCCAGUGACAUUAAAUGGUUUCUACCUGGGAUUCCAGGAUGUGGGCGCUUGCAUUGCUCUUGUUUCUGUCAAGGUGUUCUAUAAGCGCUGCCCAUCAACUUUACGGAAUCUGGCAGCCUUUCCUGAUACGGUACCACAUAUGGAUUCAUCAUCCCUGGUGGAAGUGAGAGGUACAUGCGUGGACAAUGCAGAAGAGAGAGACACACCCAAAUUAUACUGUGGGGCUGAUGGAGACUGGUUGGUGCCAUUGGGUCACUGCAUCUGUAGUCUUGGCCAUGAAGAGAAUGAUGGAUACUGCCAGGGCUGCAGACCUGGUUUCUUCAAGGCAUUCGCUGGGAACACUAAAUGCUCCAAGUGUCCUCCCUAUAGCUCCAGCCAUGACCAGGCAGCCACCAUGUGUCACUGCGACAAAGGCUACUACAGAGCUGUUGAGGACCCCUCCACCACGGCGUGCACACGGCCCCCCUCGGCUCCCAGGAAUCUGGUCUCACUGAUCAAUGACACAGCUCUCUUCCUGCAGUGGAUGCCCCCCAGUGAUACAGGAGGCAGGAAGGACAUUACUUACAACAUCCUGUGCCAACGCUGUGAUGGCAGUGAUAUUGACAAUGUUGUGGUACAGUGUGAACCAUGUGAACCCGACCUGCGCUUCAUUCCACGGCCACUCGGGCUAACUGGUACCUCUGUGGCGAUACUAGAUUUUGCUGUCCAUGCCAACUACACCUUCCAUGUUGAGGCCGUGAAUGGCGUCUCUGGGUUGGGUGUGGUUCCUCGAUCACUGGCAAAUAUUUCUGUCAAUACACACCAAGGUGGUCCCUCUCUGGUGGGCGCAGUGAGAAAGGACUGGGCUUCUCAGAAUAGCAUUGCCCUCUCUUGGGAACAAGUGGAACAGUCACCCUCAGACAUCGUGGACUACGAGAUCAAGUACUAUGAGAAGGAACAGCAGCAUCUGAGCUACUCAUCAAUGCGGACAAAAAAACCCAGUGUGGUGGUCACAGGCCUCAGACCUUCCACUGUUUAUAUGUUCCAUGUGCGUGCACGUACUACUGCGGGCUACACGGCUUACAGUCCCAGCUUUCAGUUUGCCACUGGACCUCAGGAUCCUGAUAUGGCUGAUCAGGGUCAGGUUCUGGUGGUUGUCACUGCGUCUGUUGGAGGCUUCUCCUUGUUGGUCAUCUUGACCCUCUUCCUCCUCAUCACUGGACGGUGUCAGGGUUACAUCAAAGCCAGGAUGAAGUCAGAAGAGAAGCGCAGGACACGCUUCCACAGUGGACAUGUUCCAUUCUCUGGAAUAAAAACCUAUGUGGACCCAGACACAUAUGAAGAUCCCACUCAAGCUGUGCAGGAAUUCACCAAAGAGAUAGAUCCCUCAUGCAUAUGCAUCGAGAGAGUGAUUGGUGCAGGUGAGUUUGGAGAAGUCUGCAGUGGCCGUUUGCGAAUACCUGGGAAGACUGACAUCAGCGUGGCAAUAAAGACACUUAAAGGUGGAUAUAUAGAACAACAGAGGAAAGAUUUCUUACGUGAGGCAUCAAUCAUGGGGCAGUUCAACAACCCGAACAUCAUCAGGCUGGAGGGAGUGGUCACAAAAAGCAGACCAGUAAUGAUAGUGGUUGAAUACAUGGAGAACGGAGCACUCGACUCCUUCCUUCGGACACGUGACGGUCAAUUCACAGUGAUCCAGCUGGUUGGCAUGCUGCGAGGCAUUGCUGUCGGGAUGACUCACCUCUCAGACAUGGGUUACGUUCACAGAGACCUUGCAGCUCGCAACAUCUUGGUGGAUGAGAAUUUAGUCUGUAAGGUGUCUGACUUUGGCAUGUCCAGGGUGUUAGAAGCUGACACAGAGGCAGCCUAUGCCACCACAGGGGGGAAGAUACCAAUACGCUGGACAGCACCAGAAGCUAUCACUUAUGGCAAGUUUUCCUCUGCCAGUGAUGUGUGGAGUUAUGGCAUCGUCAUGUGGGAAGUCAUGUCAUAUGGCGAGAGGCCCUACUGGGAGAUGUCCAAUCAAGACGUGAUAUUAUCGAUUGAGGAGGGCUAUCGUCUGCCGGCACCGAUGGGCUGCCCUGUCAUUCUGCACCAGCUGAUGCUGCACUGCUGGCAAAAGGAGACGAGUCAGCGUCCAUGCUUCAACAAUGUGCUCUCUUUCCUGGACAAACUCAUACUUAAUCCUAGUAGUCUGCUCACUCUGGCCAAUGAUGUGCAGAGUUGCCCUGACUCACCAGAGGAAAUGUCAGACUACCCUCUCUUCAUCUCCAUCGGCGACUGGCUCGACUCUAUCAAAAUGAGCCAAUAUAAGAACAACUUUCUUGCAGCAGGCUACACAACAUUGGAUUCUAUUUCAACCAUGAGUUUAGACGAUAUCAGGCGUAUUGGGGUCUGUUUGAUUGGCCACCAGAGGAGAAUCAUAAGCAGCAUACAGUCUCUUCGCUUGCAGUUUCACCACAUCCAACAGAGUGGCUUUCAAGUGUGAAGGCAUUGCACAGGCAGAGUGGGUGGAACCAAAGCAAAGUUCCUCUGCAUCAUCAUCCAGUUAAUUGCACAAACAUCAGACUGUUCGCUGUAGCAGCUAUAACACCUUGCUCGUAUGAGAGCACUUAGCCACAUUGAUCAUCUACUAGAUCUUCAUCAAUACAGCCUCCACAACAACUAACCUCUGUCAGCAUCGGCCAAAUGUGGUCUCUUUAUUAUCUCAGCAAAUAUUAGCAUUCACUUGAAUUUUGACUCGUUUUCUCUAGUGUCUAUUCAAGUGUUCACCAAUACCUCUUAUCUUUCCAAAUGACAAUCCAAUGAUCUCUAUUGACUUUGAAUGGUCUAACGUCUGAUACCUCAUGACCAGAGAUGAUGUGGAUGUGAUAUAUGGUAAAGUAAUGUAAGAUAUAAUAUGUGAUUUUAACAGUAGUUUUCCUGCUGGUUUAUGAAAUAAUUCUAUAGAAAUACACACUGAAAGAUUAUGGAACUGAAGACCACUGAAUGUCAAAAGAUUUUAUAGAAAUGUAUGUGCUCUUUCUUCAUGAUAUUGGAGUGUCUUGUAUAAAGUCUUGUGAAAGGUGUAUGAUUUAUUCAGUAUGUUUGUUCAUUAAUAAACAGCCCUAUUUUAAUA
Thalassophryne amazonica is the source of this 3654-nucleotide messenger RNA. Its product is annotated as ephrin type-A receptor 6-like. Gene Ontology annotation, biological process: protein phosphorylation; cell surface receptor protein tyrosine kinase signaling pathway; axon guidance. Gene Ontology annotation, molecular function: ATP binding; transmembrane-ephrin receptor activity; protein binding. NCBI's taxonomy places the organism in Eukaryota, Metazoa, Chordata, Actinopteri, Batrachoidiformes, Batrachoididae. The transcript has 20 exons. The record is from RefSeq and is a predicted model, not a curated record. Bases 46 to 3024 code for a protein of 992 amino acids. Gene Ontology annotation, cellular component: plasma membrane; neuron projection.